Molecule: messenger RNA, 939 nt
Organism: Aspergillus oryzae RIB40
Lineage: Eukaryota; Fungi; Ascomycota; Eurotiomycetes; Eurotiales; Aspergillaceae
Exons: 1
Coding region: 1-939 (312 amino acids)
Source: RefSeq, a predicted model, not a curated record
AUGCUCUCAUAUAUCAUACCUUUUUGCAUAUAUCUAUACUUUUCUCUUGCCGUUCUGGCAUCCCCUACGACACGUCUGAGAGACGUGUAUCAUUUUCCGAACGGUACCUGGCUAGAGAAUAUAGCCGUUCGCUCCAACGGAAACAUUCUCGUCACAGCAUACAACCUAGCCCAGCUAUGGGAAAUCAAUCCAUUCAAUGGAAAUAAUUCCCACCAUGCGCGUCUGGUCCACCAAUUUCAAAACCCGGGCACAAUCACCGGUAUCACAGAGAUCGACCAGGAUAUCUUCGUGACAAUCGCCUCAAACUCUCUAUGGAAGGUCGACCUAAGCACGACUGAGCCAGUAGUCAAUCCAAUCAACAUCACAAUUCCAGCUGGAACUCUAAACGGGAUGGCAACUUUAAACGAUUCAUCACUGGCUAUCUCAGAUUCAUCCUUGGGUCUUAUUUGGCGCGUGGACAUCGAACAAGGAACUUACGACAUCAUGAUAAGAGAUAACACAACAGCCACAAGCACAGCAUUAGGCCCAAAUCUCGGUGUCAAUGGUAUCAGGAUCUUGGACGGUUACCUAUACUAUGGGAACUCGCCCCAGAGAUCGUUCUACCGCGUUCGCGUCCACGAGUCUGGCAAUACGGUUGGACAGCCCGAGACCAUUGCGCAAGGAGUGUUGGCGGAUGAUUUUGCUGUUACGUCUUCGGGGGCCUAUCUUGCUGGUUUGACGGAUAAUGUUAUCACAAAGGUAUCCCUUAAUGGUGAAGCGCAUGUCGUGGCGGGGACUAGAAACUCGACUGCAGUGAUGACGGCGACGUCGGCUGCUGUUGGGAGGACGAGGAUGGAUGGGAAUGUGCUCUAUAUCACCACAGGUGGAGAGACACAGGAACCUGUCAAUAAUACUGACCAUAAGGGGGGGAAGAUUGUCGCGCUUAAACUUGAUAUUUAG